Messenger RNA from Lymnaea stagnalis (great pond snail), 11271 nucleotides. The record is from the annotation of a GenBank genome assembly. Lineage: Eukaryota; Metazoa; Mollusca; Gastropoda; Lymnaeidae.
AAUCAGACCUUGACUGUGACUCACGCAUGACGGAUUUUUUCCCCUUAAAAAUAAUUUAUACCUAGUUUUAAGAUAAAAGAGAUGCUGGGGUUUUUAAAAAACUUUUAUUUGAAAGUCUUGGGUAUUUAAAUUCUUGAAAUGUAUAUAUGCCAGAUGCGUGCUGUUGGUUAGGAGGACUCAUUCCAAACUCGAGGUAAUGGUUGAUAUUUUGAUAUUUUUAUUUAAAAUUAAAGAGAUUUGUUUUUAUUAUAUCGAUGAAAUCAUAAACAAGGCUAUCAAUAGCCCAACGUUAGAACCUUGAAUUUAAGAGUUUAACAGGCCACAUAAUGUUACUUGAAUUUAAGUGAACGUCUUCACUCUUCUCUAUUAUAACACCAAAGUAUGCAUACUAUAAAUGGCUAUUAUUGUGGUACAGUGUUGUUUCUAAUAAAAAUGACUAAUAUUGUGUUUCAGGUCAAUUUCUAGGGUGAAAAAAUGCGACCUCUAGUUUACAUCAUGGCACUACACAUAUUCUUACCCCUGGCUGACACCCAACACGGUUAGAGAGUAUUUUAUUUAUUGCACUCAUCACACUGGCAUUUGGGGCUUAAAAAUAAAUAUGCUCAAUAUUAUUUUACUUGACCAUUAGAGACUACGCAGGUCGGUGUUAAAAAAUUGACACCUUCUACGUUUAGGACAUACGGAAAUUGAAACUUUUUUCCUAACUUUGGAUUGUCCAUUCAUGUGAUCUGAACUCAAAUAUUGAUAUUUAUCGCGUAGUUCGUGUGCUUUAGCGUUCACUGUCCUGUUGGAAAUGAUUUAGAUUAGCCUUUCUAUGGUAUUGUGUAACAGAGCCUUCUUUUUUUUUAUAAAAAAUAAUAGUUCUCCAUUUUUAUGAUUAUCUUUAAUUAAUUAUUCUUUUAAAAGGAGCGCGAGCCAUUCAUUACAAACGGAGGCGCGAGCCACAAUAGGCUCACGAGCCAAACUUUGCCCACCCCCCUGUUGUACAAUAUUCAAAUAAUUAUUACUUAAAUUAAUGUUUUUUUAACUCUAAAAAAACCACCCUUUGAAAAAAUUUAAACAAUCACAGAGCAAAACGUUAUAAUUUCAUUUUAAUAAGUGGUCUUUACAUUUGGUGAAACUGAUUGCUUUGCCUAAUGAAUGAAUGAGACAGUGAACGCGAUCAUAUUAAUACUGUAGGCUUGGGGUACUUGAGUGACAACUUAGAAUUUAAUUCAAAUUGCAUUCAAUACUUUUUUUUUUUAAAUCCUCCCUUUGGUUAUGUUUGAUAGUCUGUCCACCAACUGAAAUCGUCUUCCUGUUGGACCAAUCAGAGACGGCUCUGCUUGCUUCCACUGACAACAUCUACGACUCCAUGACCUACUUUAACCUGGUAAAGGUGGCACUAGACAGAUUCCUUCUUAAUCCUUUAAUAGUAGACAGUCCUAAUCAAAUAAGGUGAGAUUGGAAGAAAAGAGAGUCAUUUAGCUUUCAAAAUAAGGACAUUUAUAAUUUGACUUAAUGACAUCUCUUAAUUGUUGAUAUAGGUCAUUCUUUGAGUCAAAAAAUCAGAUUGUGAAAUUUUAACCGAUGAUUUCAAAGACCUGAUGUUUCCUGAGGAUGGUGUUUGAAAUAUUAUCACCCUUUUACAAAUUCCCAGAUAUAAGUAUAAUUAACUUUUGGUUUUCAUUGAUUUCAUCGUAUCCAAACAGAGUUGGCAUCUUCGGGUACAGCAGUACGCGGUCGGGAGAAACCAUUGUUCCUCUAGGUACAAGUCCUUUGCAAGCCUUAACUCUGACACAUCUUGUUGCUAAAGGGACAUCGGUGAGUGGAUUUAACUACCGAGGUCAGUGUAAAGACUUUUGAAACUAUGAUGAAGUUCAAAGGUUUUAGUUCUCUUAAUCAAAUACCACUGUUUAUCUGUUAUAAGAGGAUUAUCUGUUAUAAAAUGAUUAUCUGUUGGCUCAGAUAUUUUGCUAAGUAAAGACGCCAUUAUCGUAUUAGGAUUUCCUUCACAUAAAUACUUAUUUAUUGCUUACCAUUAACUUCGAAUUUUGGCCUCAAUCCGACGUUGCAUAUUCAGUAAUAUUCCAAUGAGAUAAUGUUUUAUCAAUUCAUCCAGGGCCUUGAAAGGAGUUUCGCAACCAGGCUACCCUAACCCUAACCCUAACCUUAACCCUCACCAUAACCCUAACACUAACGUAGACAACGAGCCUAUUUACGAUUUAUAAAUAUAAUAUUAAUUUUUAACACAACUAACAAAAUAGCAACAAUAUGUAACAUGCAUAAGUAACGUAAUAGUGUUAUUGUCAUAUGAAACAAAUAGUGUCAUUGACAUAUGAAACAAUAGUCUCAUUGACACAUGUAACAAUAGUGUCAAUGAAAAUAUGUGUUAUGAUCCUGCGAUAAAAAUUCAAAUUUGUCAUGAGUAAAAUAUGACCAUUAUCUGACCUACUUAGAUAAUGUCAUUGACAGUAACCGACUCCACGAUGCCAAUGAGUCUAUGCUCAUGAAAGACAGACAUGAGCUAAUGGCUUCUCACACUGUGUCUAUGCUCAUGACAGACAGACAUGAGUUAACGGCUCCUCACACUGAGUCUAUGCUCAUGACAGACAGACAUGAGUUAAUGGCUCCUCACACUGAGUCUAUGCUCAUGACAGACAGACAUGAGUUAAUGGCUCCUCACACUGAGUCUAUGCUCAUGACAGACAUGAGUUAAUGGCUCCUCACACUGCACAGUUGUGCGCAUCAUUCUUGGUUGAAAUGAGUUUGAGAAAGAUGGCGCCUAUGUCCCAUUGAGGUCCUUGGUGCACUCUGACACACUAAGCCUGUGUUGAAAUUUCCAAUGUUGCUAUCAACUCAAUAUCACCCAUUCGGCAAACAAAAUAAGACUUGUUCAAUAUGCAUACUUCUCCAUAUCAGGCCGGGUCAUGGACGCAUCGUGGACUGCAGGCCAUUCAGAGACGCCCAGAAUACGAUAACAACCGUCUCAUCAUUGUGUCUUCCAUGGGAUCGAAUUCAUCAAGCAGACGAUCUUUGGCGGACAAGGAGAUCCAGAGAGUUCGUGAACUUGGCUGGAGGCCACUUGUCAUUGCUGUCCAGGUUUGUUUACCAGGCAUAGUCCCAGGCUUGGCUGGAGGCCACUUGCCACUGCUGUUCAGGUUUGUCUACCAGGCAUAGUUCCAAGCUUGUCUGGAGGCCACUUGCCACUGCUAACCAGGUUUGUCUACCAGGCAUAGCCUCAAGCUGGAAAAAGUGCUCAGGAAACUGUUUUGAUUGCUCCUUUGUUCUUGUGCGUGGCGUCAAUGAUCACUUGGCUUUAAAGAUCACUUGGGUUUAAAGAUCACUUAGGUUUAAAUACCACUUGGCUUUAAAGAUCACUUGGCUUUAAAGAUCACUUGGCUUUAAAGAUCACUUGGCUUUAAAUAUCACUUGGCUUUAAAGAUCACUUGGCUUUAAAGAUCACUUGGCUUUAAAGAUCAUUUGGAUUUAAAGAUCACUUGAGGUCGAUAUCAUUUAGUUUCAAUGAUCACUCGGUUUCAAUGAUCUCUUGUUUUCAAAAAUCAAUUUGUGUCGAAGACCACUUGUUAUCAAACAUAGCUUGGCGACAAAGAUCACUAGGCGUCAAGAUCAUUUGGCGCCCAAAGAUAAUUUAAUACCAAAGAUAUGUUAACACCAAAGAUCACUUAGCUUCAAAGAUAACUUGAAGUCAAAGAUCGCGUGGUGUCAGAUCACUUGGCGUCAAACAAAAUUUGGCAUCAAAGAUCACUUGGCGUUUAAGAUGACUUGGUGUCAAAGCUAUCUCGGCGUUAAAGAUCACGUGGUCUUUAUGACCAUGCAACAAGUCACGAAUCAAAUCUCGAAUUCAAAUAAGUAAAAAUAAUGUUUAAAAUAAUCAAUAUCAAUUCUAAACCUUGAGUCGAGCAGUUACUGAGAGGAGACUACAAAGCUUGAAUACUUCACUUCAAUAUUAUCUCCCAUUUCUUCAUAAUUUCAGGGAAGGAAUCCCUUAGACAUGGAAGAGUUGACCAUGGUUAAUGGAGGGUUAACUCCAGUCGUUCUGGAUGACGGGGAAGGCAGAGGAUACACAAGGCUUGCCUCCCAUUUAGAUGGCUUGGUUGCUAGUAUCAUCUGUGUCAUGCAAGCUACUCUAGAGACAGUGACGCAAGUGUUCAGUUCAAGAAGGACCACUGAAAGAAUGGACUUGACCUCAGGUUUGUUGAUAGUUUCCCUCAUCAGGGUUUGUUGAUAGUUUCCAUCCUCAGGUUUGCGGAUAGUUAACCUUCUCGGUUUGUUGAUAGUUUCCCGUUUAUCCUAUGUUCUUAACAAACUUACAUAGAAUCAGACUUAGUGCCAUCAGAGUUAGGGCCAUCAGAUUUAGAGCCAUCAGAGUUAGAGCCACCAGGUUUAGAGCCAUCAGAUUUAGAGCCAUCAGAGUUAGAGCCAUCAGAGUUAGAACCAUCAGAGUUAGGGCAUUGGGCUACGAUUCAGACUUUUAGCUAAUAAAGAAAUCCCCCCCCCCACACACACACACACAAUUUCUUUAAAUUAUAAGUAUUUUUUUGAAUAUAAUAAAAAUUACAAAAAUAUUUUAAAUAGAUAAAAAAUUACAAAUAUAUUUUAAAUAUAACGAAAUUUUAACUAUAUUUUAAGUAAACAUAACAAGUACCGGUAUAUUUGUAGAUAAAAUAAAAAUGCAGGUAUAUUAUAAAUGGAACAAAAACAAGAAGUAUAUUUUUUAUAGAACAAAAUUACAAGUAUAUUUUUUAAAGAACACAAUUACAAGUAUAUUUUUGAUUAAAAAAAUAAAAAACAUACUUGUAGGUAAAACACAAAUUUCAAGUAUAUUUUAAAUAGAACAAAAUUACAAUUAUAUUUUAAAUAGAACAAAAUUACAAGUAUAUUUUAAAUAGAGCAAAAUUACAAGCAUAUUUGAAAUCUUGGAGUUGUCUUCAGUAUGUCAGCCAACAGAGAUACUCUUGCUGUUGGAUGAAAGCGAGGCUGCCAGACUGGCCGCGUCUGAUGAGCCAGACAACCAGGAAACCAAAUUCAACAUCCUUAAGUCUGCAGUGGACAGCUUGUUGGCCAAUCGAAUCAUCGCCAACUCUAGAAACACAUUUAGGUAAUAAGGAAAAAAAAAAAAGAAGAAACAAAAAAUAUUUAAACCAAAAAUUUAGAAAAUGGACGAAAGUUCGGGUUUUUAAAAAAAAAAAGAUUUAAUUAAGAUGAUUUACAUUUGAACAAGAAAUCUUUUCACAAAAUAAUGAACACAGAUAGCUUGCUACCACAAAGUUAACACACCAGCCUCUCAUUAAAUUAAAACCUUUAUUGAAGUGACAUUCAUUUAACUGACUUUCUUUAUGAUGUACUUUAAAAAAAUUAUCUUAGGAUCGGCGCGUAUGGAUACAGUGAUGCGGGUCAUCAGACUGUGAUAAUACCAGAAGGAACCAGUCCCAUGAUGGCGAGAGAUUACACUUAUUUAAUAGGACGAAAUACCAGCUUAAAAGUAAGAUGAGGCUGCUAAUGAGUAUAACAAGUCGCGAAAAGUAAAAUGUUUUUAUUUAAAAAUAUAUAUAAAUUUUUGUGAUAUUACCACCAGGGCAGCUCAUCAAAUUACCUACAGAAAAGAUCACAAAAUUACCUUCAGAGUAAGCUCAUAGAAUUAUUGACAGACUAAGAUCAUAAAAUUACCACCAGAGCAACAUCACAAAAUUACCUUCAGAGUAAGCUCAUAGAAUUAUUGACAGACUAAGAUCAUAAAAUUACCACCAGAGCAACAUCAAAUGGCCACCAGAUUAAGCUAAAAAAUUACCACCAGAGCAACAUCAAAUGGCCACCAGAUUAAGCUAAAAAAUUACCACCAGAGCAACAUCAAAUGACCACCAGAUUAAGCUAAAAAAUUAACACCAGAGCAAUCUCUUACAAUUAUUUUUGUUUGCAAGCUUCAUCGUAUUGUUGAACCAUUUUUUGACAUUAACAGAUCAAAAAAAACCAACAAAAAAAAAACACAGGGAAUAUUGAUUAUAAAAGAUCCUACAUUCAAAGCGUAAUUAGGGCCUUUCAAACUCGACGUCCCAUUAAAGCAGUGGUUCUCAACCUUCCUAAUGCCGUGACCCAUUAAUACAGCUCCACACGUCGUGGCGACCCCUAACCACAAUAUUAUUUUCAUAGCUACUUCAUAACUGUAGAUUAUAUGUGUUUUCCGAUGGUCUUAGGCGACCCAUGUAAUAGGAUCGUUCGACCCCCAAAGAGGUCGCGACCCACAGGUUGAGAACCGCUGCAUUAAAGUGUUUCUUGCCUUCUAUAUUUAACCUGCAUCUAUUUUUAAUUUGUUCAUUAUUAUUGUCAUAAUGAGUACACUUCCAGCUCACUCUCUCCUGUACAAAAAAAUAAUAAUGGAACAUUAGAAGUUUGUUAAAAUUUAGAUUUCUUUAUAUUUACUGUUUUCAACGCCCAGAAUUAAAAAAAAUAAAUAAAAUAAACAAUUCUCACAAAAAACAUUGUUCCCACUGCUAACAUAUGUUGACGAUGUUGUUAAGAUUUCAAUGCGAAUUUGAUUGUUCCACCCCCAAGUCUGAAUCUCUGACGUAUUCUGGUCUCGAGAUGGUUAGGAGCCCGCCAUUUUACACCAACAACCGCCUGAUUGUUGUAUCAACAAGAGGGUCAUGGUCAUCAUCUCAGAGAACAUUGGCCCAAAACGAGGUUGCUAGGGCUCAAAAACUUGGCUGGUCUCCCUUGGUCAUAGCCGUUCAGGUGAGUAGCAACGGUUUCGCCGUCAAUUAUCAUUGUUGACAUCGUCAUUUAAAAUUCAUUGACAAUUGUUGUCAGUUAUCAUUGUUGACAUCGUCAUUUAAAAUUCAUUGACGAUUGUCAGUUAUCAUUGUUGACAUAGUCAUUUAAAAUUCAUUGACAAUUGUCAGUUAUCAUUGGUGACAUAGUCAUUUAAAAUUCAUUGACAAUUGUCAGUUAUCAUUGUUGACAUAGUCAUUUAAAAUUCAUUGACAAUUUGUCAGUUAUCAUUGUUCACAUUGUCAGUUAAAAGUCAUUGAACAUUGUUGUCAGUUAUCAUUGUUGACAUUUUCAGUUAAAAUUCAUUGACAAUUUGUCAGUUAUCAUUGUUGAUAUUUUUAUAGAGAACAACCAAACAAAAAAUGUGCUCCCCAAAAGGCAAGUUCUUCAUUUCAAGGGGAUUAAACCAGAAGUUUUAUUGGAGAUUAUAUUUUGUUUCACCCUUCAGAUUGUUCCCCUUUAAUAUAGUUCCAUUUGGUAAAUUUAGUAUUUUAAUUACUGAAAUCUGUUUCAUGAUAUAGUAAAUAUACUGUAAGGGAAUACAAGUGUGCUACAUCUUUUUUUAAAGGAAUAUAAUGUACUAACAAAUCUGGAAAGACAACAGCAGCGGUAUAGUCGCAUUAGAUCCCAGUUAAAUUGAAUUGUGGCCUGAGACAUUGAAUACUUAAACUCAUUAUUUUAUUUCUUUAUUUAUAAAUGGAAUGAGUUAACCCCCCCAACCCCCCCCCCCCCACUUUGUGCAUGUGACUGCAUUUUUUAACAUUAUCACUGAAAUCUCUAAAAAUUAUCUAAUGACGACAGAGGACGAAAAGAAAUAUGACACCACAAGGAGAUGAUUAAUUUAACAUUAUACAACUAUGGUGUAUUUCAGGGCAGCUAUCCUAUUUUUCAGUUCAGGUUUUCUAUAUUUCUUAGAGAACAGCCUUCAUUUCAGGGCAGCUAUCCUUUAUUUCAGGGCAGCUAUCCUAUAUUUCAUGGCAUAGAUCCUAAAUUUAAGGGCAUCAUAUCCUUAUAUCAGGACAGCUAUCCUAUGACGAAAAGAAAUAUUACACCACAAGGAAAUGAUUAAUUUAACAUUAUACAACAAUGGUGCAUUUCAGGGCAGCUAUCUCAUAUUUCAGGGCAUCUAUCUCAUAUUUCAGGGCAUCUAUCUCAUAUUUCAGGGCAUCUAUCUCAUAUUUCAGGGCAUCUAUCUCAUAUUUCAGGGCAUCUAUCUCAUAUUUCAGGGCAUCUAUCCAAUUGACACCGAGGAGUUACUGCAUGUUAACGGAGGAAAGCAGUUCGUCACGCUCGAUGACUUCAGCAACCUUGACCCGAAGAGCUUCAGACUUCUUCCAGCAGCUUUUGACAACAUCGUUAACAACCUGCUCUGUCCAGACUCUCCAGGCCAAGAGACAACUAAAGCUCAAGACUCUCCAGGCCAAGAGACAACUAAAUCUCCAGACUCUCCAGGCCAAGAGACAACUAAAGCUCCAGACUCUCAAGGUCAAGAGACAACUAAAUCUCCAGACUCUCCAGGUCAAGAGACAACUAAAUCUCAAUACUCUCCAGGCCAAGAAACAACUAAAGCUCCAGACUCUCAAGGUCAAGAGACAACUAAAUCUCCAGACUCUCCAGGCCAAGAGACAACUAAAUCUCCAGACUCUCCAGGUCAAGAAACAACUAAAACUCCAGACUCUCAAGGUCAAGAGGCAACUAAAGCUACAGAAGCUAUAAUGAACAAUGUUACAACCCAAUCAGAAGCUCCAAUGAACAAUGUAACAGCACAAUCAGUUACCCGCGUUGAAACCACUGACACAAGCUCUCUUCAAAGUGUAGCUACCGUCUCGGCAAUCACGACCCAAGGAACAAACGCCCACACGGAUACAGACAUAGUCUCUGACACAAGCCACGCCCCAAAUACAGACAUAGUCUCUGAAACAAGCCCCGCCCCUAAUACAGACAUAGUGUCUGAAACAAGCCACGCCCCAAAUACAACAACUGUAAUGUUAACAGCCAAUGAUAAUCUUAGCAUCACCACAGCCAAUGAUACUCUUAGUAUCACCACAGCCAAUGAUACUCUUAAUAUAACCACAGCCAAUGAUACUCUUAAUAUCUUCACAGCCAAUGAUUCUACAAACGUAACAACUGAUAAUCGUGGUAAAAUAUUAUCUCGUUAAAAAGUUAUCUCCCUUAAGUGAGUUUUACUUGAGGGUCUAUGAUGACUUAAAAAAAAAAAAUGAAACUUUGAAUUUCCCAUCUACAACUGCAACAUCGGAGACCACAAAGAACUAGCUGUCAUGGAGGUUUGGUCUUUGAAACAAAAAUACCAGAUAUUUGAAAACUUUAUUGCUGUUUCAUUUUCAUGUGUUUUGGUGUAGGAAUAUGUGUAUGUUGUUGUUUGGUUUUUUUUGUUGGCGACGGUGUGAGGGCAUUCUUCGUUUAUUACUGUGAGUGUGUGUUUCAUUGGAUUCUGAAACAAUUGCUUCCCAAACAUAAAAUCCUGUUUUUACAUUAUUUUUAAAAACUCCAUAAUAAACAUAGGAAUUAUGAUCAAUGUGUGGUCACGUGAUUACAAAAAAAUUCUCUGUGUAAAUUUGUAUGCCCGGGAUUCCAAAAUCUGCGUUGUGUACAUGUGUUGUCACGUGAUUCCAAAAACUUCCUUGUAUACAUGUGUUGUCGCGUGGUCACAAAAUCUGCUUUGACUAUUUCUUUGUCGGCUUAAGCAACAUCUUUAUGAGAUGUCUGUUUUAUACUUACAAACUAACGGGGCUCUAUUCAAACCUCACACUUUGCACUGAAGUACAUUAUAAAUCGUUGUCUGUCAUCUUUGAUUGCCAUGUUUGACUGCCAUGCUAGACUGCCAUGCUCGACUGUCAUGUUUGACUGCCAUGACAACAACUGGUACAAAUCGACUAUUGCCAGCUGUGGAACUUCUAUUAAUAAAUGAAUCGCUUAUAUUUCAAACCCACAAUAUCUCUAAUUGGUCUAUAUCUCUUCAGUACUGUUUCUCUAUAACACAUUCACUGUUAAACAGCAAACAGCUAUGUGCCGAAAAUAUCCUCUGACACGGCGUAUAUAUGUAACAUAGACGAUAUGUAACUUACAUGGGUGCACUUACUUUGAUCCGCCAAGUGUGUCUCUCACCCACCACUUAAAUGCUGAGUCAGUCAUAUAUUUUUUAAAUUGAGUUCUUCCCCUAAAAGGAAUUCUCAUUCAACAUUACGAGCGUACUUACUAAAUGAUCUAUAUGCAUACCCAAAUAUAAACAAUUUUGGAAUUCACCCUUUUAAAACAUUUGAAUGCAUCUUAAAACGCACUCAAUCUCAAAAUGAAUGCAGAGAUUGGCCAUGAUUUUAAAUUUAGUGUCUCGCCCAUCAAAAACGUAUUGAUAAGAAAAAGAAUGCAAUACAAUUUCACCGUGACACAUACAGUGAGCGAAUAAAGCCCCCUUUGUAUACGAAUAUCGCACAAAGCAAAUAUUGAACUCUUCCCCCCCGGAAGGUACACAUGCGCUAUGAUGUAUCCUUCCGCGCGAGGGCGUGCAGUGUUGUCUAUCUAGCGGCACUGCCAGGUUCGGAAAUAUUUGCACACUGAUGUGUGCUCUGGCCGCGACUUUUCAAUGCGUCUGCACAACUGCAAGUAAAGGGACGCAAAUCUUCUUGCUUGAUGAAACACUUGUGAAUAGCGGAAGAUUCACUCCCUUCAUAGCAAAUAUUUCCUUUCAAGCGUACGCACUUUUCUCACGCGUCAUCGCUUUGUGUGGAUGACGUCAUAAUUCAUGAGGAGAAUUUUUUUUUAAAAGUUCCUUUUGACGUCAUUAAAAUGUCACACGUGUGCAAACUUGAGUUGCUUCAAAAAUUAUAAUCGUAGGCUAAUAAAGACAUGAUAUGGACGCACAUACUAUUUAUUAUUCGACCCCAAAAUUAUUUAGCUAAAAUUAAAAACCAGUUUCCGAUGAUGUAUUUAUCCAGCUGAGUAAAUGUGAGGUAAAAAAUGUUGUCAUGCAACACCAGCUUCGCAUGGAUUAUUUUGAAAUGCCAUGUCAAUUUUUAGCUAGUCUAAUCAAAUUUACCCACACACUGGGCAAUAGAAAUAGGUCCGUGCAGUGAUGAGUAACUACAGUCUACAGCCUUGCUACAUUACUACUAAAAUUUGUUUUUGUAUCAUAUAUAUAUAUAAAUGUUUAAAAAUGUUAUAAUCCCCCCAUGUUCAAGAAAUCUGAAAUAGUGCGUACGUAUUACAUUUUGAACAACUCCAUAUGAUGACGUCUGUCAACGUGUAACAAAUUUUGCUCAUUUAUCUUAGUGUGUCUAGUGUGUCUGUGUCUUAUUUCAUUUAUUUGUGUGUAUGUGUGUCUUCUUUAUAAUUGAAUCUCUUUUAUACCAUUUCGUUUCAGUCGUCGCUUUUAAGGUGGCCAUGGAUGAUUUCGACUGACCACCUAUAACAUACACAUAUAUAUAUUUGUGCUUUAUUGAUGAUAUUGUUAUAGAAAUUAUAAACAAAAUAAAAAAUUCCCCAUCU